AUGAACCUUUCUUCUGGACAUCCCUCCAUGGCCUCAACUGUGAAAAGACAUCGGCAGAACACGGAAGGAGACGCUCCGCGAUAUAAAAAGACCAGAACGGACAACAGUUCGGUCACGUCACCUGAGACCAGCACUAUAAUAGGGGCCUCUUUUUCUGCCUCUGAGAAGAAAAUCGACUCCAACGGCGAUUUCUACUGGAAUAUCUCGCGUCUCCGUCGGCUGACGGUUUCCUCCUUCAAAGGCCGUAUCCUGGUCAGCGUGAGAGAGUACUAUGAAAAGGAUGGACAAGAACUCCCGGGUAAAAAGGGGAUAUCAAUGCCUUUGGAUCAGUUUAAUACUCUGAUCCAAUUAAUACCCAAUGUUGAAACGGCUAUUAAAGAGAAAGGCGGAUCUCUGGAUAGACCGAAUUAUGUUGACGGUGAAAACAAGGAGUUCUCCAGGAGUAACCCAGCGCAAGAAAGUUCGGGCUCGGAGUCUGACAAAUCUGAAGAUAAUUAG
Histoplasma mississippiense is the source of this 498-nucleotide messenger RNA. RefSeq lists its product with no specific name. NCBI's taxonomy places the organism in Eukaryota, Fungi, Ascomycota, Eurotiomycetes, Onygenales, Ajellomycetaceae. The record is from RefSeq and is a predicted model, not a curated record. The transcript has 3 exons. Gene Ontology annotation, biological process: positive regulation of transcription initiation by RNA polymerase II. The coding region runs from base 1 to 498 and encodes 165 amino acids. Gene Ontology annotation, molecular function: DNA binding; transcription coactivator activity.